This is a messenger RNA of Baudoinia panamericana UAMH 10762, 162 nucleotides long. RefSeq lists its product as uncharacterized. The coding region runs from base 1 to 162 and encodes 53 amino acids. The transcript has a single exon. The record is from RefSeq and is a predicted model, not a curated record. Lineage: Eukaryota; Fungi; Ascomycota; Dothideomycetes; Mycosphaerellales; Teratosphaeriaceae.
AUGAAUUGCGUGGCCUCGACAAACGUCGUCUUCUCAUCAUCGGUCCAUCAAUUAUCUGCAAAACCAUCCUUCCAGCUUGUCAAGAUGCUGAGUACUACAGAGACCGGCGUAGUCGCCCCUACCCUUCAUUAUAUCGUACGUCUUCCGACGACCUGGCUCUAG